Messenger RNA from Adelges cooleyi (spruce gall adelgid), 1468 nucleotides. RefSeq names its product NADH dehydrogenase [ubiquinone] 1 alpha subcomplex subunit 10, mitochondrial (gene ND-42). The coding region runs from base 165 to 1340 and encodes 391 amino acids. Lineage: Eukaryota; Metazoa; Arthropoda; Insecta; Hemiptera; Adelgidae. Gene Ontology annotation, biological process: mitochondrial electron transport, NADH to ubiquinone. The record is from RefSeq and is a predicted model, not a curated record. Gene Ontology annotation, cellular component: cytoplasm. The transcript is spliced from 5 exons.
UGACGACCGUCAAUACUCACCUCAGUACUUAUUUUACUUAUUUGCUACGAUACAAUUUAUAAUAACUGAUAACACGAUAGCAAUUUUCAUAUUUUUACUUUUUUUCAGAAUUUUGUGUGAAAUAUUUGUAUUUACUAUUUAAUUCUAGAACUAGACUUACAACAAUGAUGGUACUUACUAGUUUUAACAGAAUACUCGGGCAAACGAUGUGUGUGCAAUUGCCUAAACGUUAUAUAACUAGCAAGGCUUUACGAGCUUCAUUAGGGUUAUCGGACCAAAAAAAACCAGCACCAUUUCCUUAUAAAGAGAAAAACUAUACUUUCUUGAGAAGUCUAUUUGAUAAAACGACCCAACGUUUUGAUGACAACACUAAGCUUAUUUUGCUUGAAGGACCAGUUGGUAUUGGUAAGACAGCAGUUGGAAAACAAUUAGCUGAUGAAUUAGGAAUGCACUUUAUGCCAGACGUUACUAUGGAUUCUUACUAUAUCAAUGAUUAUGGAUAUGACAUGCGAAAAUUAGACCCACAAUUGCCAGUUAAUUGUCGAAGCUUUGAUGAAAAAAAUUUUCUUGAAACUCCUGAUCACUUUAAUGCAGCCGCAUUUCAAAUAAUAAAAUUUAAGCUACGUUAUGCUUACUACAUUGAUGCACUUGCUCACCUGUUAAAUACAGGUGAUGGUGUUAUUAUUGAACGUAGUCCAUUCAGUGAUUUUGUAUUUAUGGAAGCUAUGUACAAAUGCAAGUAUGUUAGCAGAACAGCAUAUGAUAUUUAUUAUACAUUACAUCGACAUGCUUUGCCGGACUUGUUAAAUCCACAUUUGGUUGUUUAUUUGGAUGUACCUGUACCAAAACUAUUAGAAAAAGCCAAAGAAAAAAAAGUUAACUCAAAGGCAAUGAAUACAACAUAUUUAGAAUGUAUGGAUGAUAAAUUAAAAUCUAAAUUUUUACGUGAGAUAAGUCUAAAAUCUGAAGUAUUAGUUUAUGAUUGGUCUGAAGGAGGCAAUGCCGAAGUUAUUGUAGAAGAUAUAGAGCGUCUUGAUUUUGAUAAUUAUGCAGCUGAUAGUCCAAAAAUUCAAGACUGGUGUUACUCUAGAGAACAGUACUGGGCUGAUGUCAGAAUGAAAUAUACGAAUGAUAAAGAUGUGUUGAUGGCUAAUUUCGAUGUUCCAAUAGUUGAUGCUCCAGAACUUAACAUACCUGGUGAAGAAAUAGAAGUUCUUACAGUAAGCUAUAUCCAGGCUCCAGGAAAUACUCAUGAAGAAGGUUAUGAUCCAAAGUAUCACAAAUUAUCAGAAAUUUUAUUCAAGACUAAGGAUACUAAAAAGUGGGAUCCUGUAUCAUAGUGUAUAAAUGUCUUAUGUAAAUGUAUUAAUAUUGUUUAAUUAAUUAAUGAACAACACAAAUUAGUUAAAUAUGAAAAAAAAAAAAUUGUACAUUUUGAAAUUUAAAUAAACAUAUUAUUAUGAAUUCA